Messenger RNA from Oxyura jamaicensis (ruddy duck), 681 nucleotides. Its product is annotated as unconventional myosin-Ig-like. The annotation marks the transcript as partial. NCBI's taxonomy places the organism in Eukaryota, Metazoa, Chordata, Aves, Anseriformes, Anatidae. The transcript has 5 exons. Gene Ontology annotation, biological process: vesicle transport along actin filament; actin filament organization. Gene Ontology annotation, molecular function: microfilament motor activity; actin filament binding; ATP binding. The record is from RefSeq and is a predicted model, not a curated record. Gene Ontology annotation, cellular component: cytoplasm; plasma membrane; microvillus.
CGGCGCGGUCCUUUGGGUAGGGGGGGAAGUCGGCGCCCCGCGCUCGGUGGGCGCAGCAUGGCGGAGCAGGAGGGCCCCGAGUUCGGCAAGGCCGACUUCGUCCUGCUGGACGAGGUGACCAUGGAGCACUUCAUGGAGAACCUGCGCCUGCGGUUCUCGAAGGGCCGCAUCUACACCUACAUCGGGGAGGUGGUGGUGGCGGUGAACCCGUACCGGGCCAUGGGGCUCUACGGCCCCGCCGUGGUGGAGCAGUACCGGGGCCGCGAGCUCUACGAGCGCCCGCCGCACCUCUUCGCCUUGGCCGACGCCGCCUACAAGGCCAUGAAGCGCCGCGCCAAGGACACCUGCAUCGUCAUCUCGGGUGAGAGCGGGGCGGGGAAGACGGAGGCCAGCAAGUACAUCAUGCAGUACAUCGCCGCCAUCACCAACCCCACCCAGCGCGCCGAGGUGGAGAGGGUGAAGAACGUGCUGCUGAAGUCCAACUGCGUCCUGGAGGCCUUCGGCAACGCCAAGACCAACCGCAACGACAACUCGAGCCGCUUCGGCAAGUACAUGGACAUCAACUUCGACUUCAAGGGCGACCCCACGGGCGGCCACAUCCACAACUACCUCCUGGAGAAGUCCCGAAUCCUCCAGCAGCAGCCGGGAGAGAGGAACUUCCACUCCUUCUACCAGGUGAGG